Ricinus communis (castor bean) is the source of this 2992-nucleotide messenger RNA. RefSeq names its product TSL-kinase interacting protein 1. Gene Ontology annotation, molecular function: chromatin binding. The record is from RefSeq and is a predicted model, not a curated record. Gene Ontology annotation, cellular component: nucleus. The coding region runs from base 309 to 2672 and encodes 787 amino acids. The transcript is spliced from 14 exons. Gene Ontology annotation, biological process: pattern specification process. NCBI's taxonomy places the organism in Eukaryota, Viridiplantae, Streptophyta, Magnoliopsida, Malpighiales, Euphorbiaceae.
GUAAAAAAUAAUAAUAAUAAUAAUUAAAAAAAAAAAAAAAAAAUUCUUUCUCUUCAACUGUAGAGAAAAAAAGAUCUUCUUCUGGUUUCGAUUUGCUUUGCGUCCAAAAUCCACAAAUUUCCUGCUUCAUAAUCUAUGGUUUGCUCGAUUAUUUCAGUUUUCUAAUUUUUUCCUUUCUCAGCUCACUUUUACUCGGGUGGAGUUGCUGCAUUUGGAUUUUGCACCAAGUUGGAGGCCAAACGGAAUUUAACCUUGAAACUCUUAAAGUCACAGUGCAUGAGUGUCUAGCAUUCUUGUGAUGCCUUAGCAUGGAGAUGGAGUCACAGGUCUCCUUGGACUCAAAGGCACUUUUUCGUGGUGAGAAUACUUCAAUUCAGCAAAGGGAUCCUAGCAUAACAUCAUUGAUCCCAGAUUACGUCGAGCCACAACAGCCAGUGAAGAAACCAACACGGCAAUGGGCUGCUUGGACACGUGAAGAGGAGGAAAGCUUUUUCACUGCAUUACGUCAAGUUGGCAAGAACUUUGAGAAGAUAACUCGUCGUGUCCAAAGCAAAAACAAGGAUCAGGUCAGGCAUUACUACUAUCGUCUUGUGAGGCGUAUGAACAAGUUGCUGGGUCCAGGAUUAUGUUUAGAUGCCAAAAACUCUAAAGAUACUAAUGCUGCAAUGCUUCGAUGGUGGUCUUUAUUGGAAAAAUACAGCUGCAAAGCCUCAAAGCUACAUCUGAAGCCACGAAGGUUUAAGAUAUUUAUAGAAGCACUGGAGAACCAACUCUUGAAAGACCGUAAGAAGAAUGUAAGGAGAAGACCUUCACAGUUGGAAAAUGGUUCUCCUUCAGUUCCAAGCAAUGUUAAUAAUCAGAAUAGAGCACCAGGGAAUGAAACUCGAACUGUUAAGCUGGUUCUUAUGGAUACUCAAAACUUACAAAGGUUAGGAUCAGGAAAGGGCUCAUUAAAACGAAAUAUGAAUAUAAGUAUUAUACGCAGCAACAGAGGAGACUCAGCUGCAAUGAAACCUGCAAGGCAAAGACGGAAACAAGUAGGUGUUGUCUCAUCAGCUGCAUAUAAGAAGUGGGAAAAAGCUGCAAUUGCUGGUGUUUCCUUAGUUGCUGAUGCUGCUGAGCAUUUGGAAAGGGAAACUACUGAUAAAGAGGUUGAGCAUGACCAGGGUAUGGCAGAUCAAAAGAGUCCUGACCCUGUUGAAAAAGGUCUGCGCCCUUUGCCUUCUUUUUCACAAAACCAUUGUGUUGAUUCUUACACUAAUAUAAAACUUAAGCUCCAGUUAUUUCCAAUCGAUGAUGGCACUCGAAGAGCCUUAGAAAUGGAUAAUCAUAAUCCACACCUGGAGCUCACUCUCAGUACUCGGAAAAGGAUAUCAUCUGUGUUGGAACACCUAAACCGGAAAUGGGGCAAUUCAAGUAUAGCAUCUGGAGAGUUGAUGCUUUUCCCUUACAGUGUUCAUAGAGAAAAUCUCACUGGCUAUCAGAGAUGGACUCAAGACUCCAUUGUCAGUGCAGUAGAUGUAUACACUUCAAUUGGAAGCCCUUCAGUGUUCCGCCUGAGGUAUGGUUGGUUUUCCAACACCGAUGUUGCAUCUGUUGCAUUGCAAGCAACUCCAUCAUCCAGUUACAUUCCAGGUGGGAAUACUUUGGACAUAGAAAAUGAAACGAGGAUUAUGAAUCCUGUAUCCACAUCUGGGCUGUCAACCAAUGAUCUUUCUGAGACAUGUAAGGAUCAACUUGCCACAGUGAAAAAGAGUCAUGCUUCUGCACCCUCUUCCACAGAUGUUUCCAGUGAGAUUAGUGGGUCCAUUGCCACAGGACCAAGAACUGGCUUUGUAGAAUCAUCUGCUGCUGCAGCAGGUGCAUCGUGGCAUGAAGAGGGUAUUGGUGAUAGGGUGAAUAUGAAACAAUUGGAUGAUGCUGAUGACCUGAGACUGAGCAAUAGUGCUGCUCUAUCUGCUGGCGAAUGGGCUGACAGCCUCACCAAUAUCAGUGUUGGAGAUCUACUGUCAGAAGUGUCUCGUGAUGUAAUCCCUAACUGCAUCGAAACCCCUCUUGCUCAAAGCGGUCAAUGUCUUCAGCAGAUACCAUUCAGCUGUGAUUCAUUUGAUGCUGCAAUUGCUGCUCAUAUGUCGAGACAUCAAAAUAAGAUACUACCAUCCACGUUAACAUCCCACACAUCUUCGAUCUGGGAUGCUGAAGAAACAUGUGAUGCCUUCAUAUUUCAGAAGAAUCGUGCUCUGCGCCAGGAAAAUCCUACUUCCGCUGUUGACUCUGCAGGAAUUGAACAACAGACUAACAAACUAACCUCUGGAACCUUUGUUGAGCGGCUAGCUGGUGGGGAUUGUCCAGCUGCCGGAGACCCUAUGGAUGAAUGCCCACCUGAUCUACAGGUUUUCAGUAACUCAGCUAAAGAUUUUACUGGGUUAACAGAUAUCUACUGGCCAGAAUCUUUAGGACCAUUAGAUCUUGAUUUGCCACCUUCCAAAUACCACAGCGAAGAGUUCAUUCUAAGUGAUAGCCUUAGCGGCUUAAAUCGUCUGAUAGCCAGCAGCUUGGAUGCAUUUCAAAAUUGCUCCUUUUUUGGUCUCGAUAGGAAAGACGGAACAACAAUACUUGAAGCUCGAGAAAGUUGCUCGUUUUCAGAUUUUAAAAUUGGCAGUGGGGUAUGAAAUUCGCUAAGUGUGCAUCUCAAGAGAUUCUAUUGUAAGAAAGCAUGCACAAACCCUGUUGGAAUAGAAUGACACAUAAUUUUCCAUUUCACUGACGUGAGAGAGUGUGCUGAAGGGAUUGGUGCAAGCCAAGAAAAUUCUGGUUGUGUGGGAAAGUCCCCGGAUCAGAGUCUCCAGCAUAUGUACAAAUAUAGACGUGGAUAAUUUCAUACGUUUUCUCUUUGUAUUUCCAAUACGACCCUGUAAAUUGUUAUUCAGCACUGCUGUAACUGUGCAACCCUUAUCUGAAAUGACAUUGUUCAUUCUAGUUCUGUUCUCAA